UUUCAUCACUUUCCUCUAAAUAAAAAUACAGGAACUCUCCUUGUAGAUUUUAUUAACUUUUAUCAUUUGCAAUCUACAGCAAGAAAAAAGAAAAAUGACAAAAUCAGGUGCAAUUAUUCUAAUUGCCAGUGCUAUUUGUUUGUUUUCCCUUAUUGGGAUAACUCAGGCUCAAGCUCAGGCUCAGUUUCAUGUGGAAGGAAAAGUUUAUUGUGAUUUUUGCCGUGCUCUCUUCGAAAACCGGCUCAGUAAGCCAAUGCCAGGCGCGGAGGUGCGGUUGCAAUGCAGAAACAGCACAGACGACAGUGUCACCUUGACGGUUGAGGGUCAAACCGACAAGAACGGCGUCUACAGCCUCCUCGUGGAACGCGACCACGAGGACGAGAUCUGCGAGAUGAUAUUAAUGAAGAGCAGCAAGGAAGAUUGCUCUGAGAUCCCAAAUGAAGGCCAUGCAAAAGAAUCUGCAAGAAUUACUAUCACUAGCAAUAAUGGCAUGGCUGAGACGAUUCGUCACGCUAACCCUUUAUUUUUUGUGAAGAAAGAAGCUGCCCCUGAGUGUGCUGAAGUCUUUAAAGAACUUGAAUUGUUGCCUGAAGAAAUUGAUCAAGCUUAAGUUUACUGAAUUAAUUAACAAUUUCCCCAUGUUAAUUUUUUUUUAAUGUAAUUGUUAAUAUAACAUAUAAAUUAUUUCUAGGACUUGCACAUAUGCACGUUCUAAGAGAAGAUUUUAGUAUAUGUUGUUUUAAUGUCAAUUUGGAUCCGGAGUUAUAUGCCUUAACAUUGUAGAUUGAGAGCUUUAAUGUGUAGAGAUCUCAAUUUAUGUAAUACAAAAGCAAACGAAAUAAUAAAAUUUUGUAUGUUAACUUCCCUUUUAAA
Nicotiana tabacum (common tobacco) is the source of this 873-nucleotide messenger RNA. Its product is annotated as pollen allergen Sal k 5.0101-like. NCBI's taxonomy places the organism in Eukaryota, Viridiplantae, Streptophyta, Magnoliopsida, Solanales, Solanaceae. The record is from RefSeq and is a predicted model, not a curated record.